UGGAGGAGAGGAAGCAUCCCGCAGCAUCACGGCUGCAGCCAGCUCCGGCUGCUUUAGCUCAACUGAAAGCGCGUGUUAGACUGUGCGUGACACGGUGUGCGUGCGUGCGUGAGGAAGAAGCUGUGGGUCAAACUACAAAAGAGAUCCGCUUUGACAAGGUUAUUCUUCCCGGAGCUCCGGAGGCACGGAAGGAGCAUCCGCGCGUCUCCAACCCGGCUGUCCUGCACGCGCAGCGGGGACCCCCUCCACCCACAGCGGGUAAGAAAACAAUCCUGGCUGGUGCAAUAAACUCCUCUGUCAAGUGAAAAAAAAGACCAAACGAUCCUGUUGCCAUGGGGAAACAGAACAGCAAGCUGCGGCCAGAGAUGCUGCAGGACCUCCGAGAAAAUACAGAGUUCUCUGACCACGAGCUUCAGGAGUGGUACAAGGGGUUCUUGAAAGAUUGCCCCAGUGGAACCUUGAAUGUGGAGGAAUUCAAGAAGAUCUAUGCCAAUUUCUUUCCCUAUGGAGAUGCCUCCAAGUUUGCUGAGCACGUCUUUCGAACUUUUGACACCAACGCCGAUGGGACGAUAGACUUCCGGGAGUUCAUCAUUGCCUUGAGUGUCACAUCCCGAGGGAAGCUGGAACAGAAGCUGAAGUGGGCUUUUAGUAUGUAUGACCUGGACGGAAACGGGUACAUAAGCCGCGAAGAGAUGCUGGAGAUAGUUCAGGCCAUCUACAAGAUGGUGUCGUCUGUGAUGAAGAUGCCAGAGGAUGAAUCCACGCCAGAGAAGAGGACAGAUAAGAUCUUCAGACAAAUGGACCUCAACAAUGACGGUAAAUUGUCUCUGGAGGAGUUUAUUAAAGGUGCCAAAAGUGACCCCUCAAUCGUUCGGCUACUCCAGUGUGACCCCAGCUCCGCCUCCCAGUUCUGAACCUGCCCUGCCGCAAGCCUCUUAUUUGAUUUAUAAUCUAUCUGUUGCUCUUUAAAAAGCUUCGAAAAUCAACGCAUGAUGGUUCACAUCUCUCAUAUCAUCAAUUCUGUUAUUGUUUUGUGGAGAGGUUAGGGAGAAGAGCGAGAGUCACUUUUUAUUUUACUUUUAUAUUUGAGAAAAUAAAGAGACGUGUGUACAUUUAUGGGCUGGUCCAAUGAGGCGCCUCCUUUGUUUUUUCAGAGAGCCUGAUACCCCGUGGGACUGCUUUCUGCAGGAUGAGGGAUGGUUCGGGUUCUUCUCUAACACACCUAUAUCGUUUGUAUAUUGUACAUCUGUGUACACAUAAUUUCAUCAUAUAUACUGUACAGCGCACGUUCUCUGGCGAUGAAAGGCAGAAUUAUGUAGCUUCCUGCUCUGAUCUUAAUGGGAGGUUGGGUUGGAAACGAGUAAAGGAGAGGUUGGGGGGAUUUUACUGCUAUAUGAUCUUUCGCUGUGAAAAAGAAGGCCUAAGAUCCCACUUGAUAUGUAUCGAUACCUACUGCCAUUUUGUUUAUGUUUUAGUUUUCUCAUUUGUACAUAUUGUUUAAUCUUUCAUGUUUUAUUUUUUCAUUUUUAUUCUUAUGAGUGUGCUUUAACUUUUAUAUUUGAAUAUGACCAUAUCCCAGUUUACACUGACAGAGGGGGAACAGGUAGGGAGUAAAGGUCAGGUAUUUUAUUUUUUAUUAUUCGUUCCCAAUGAAGACAAAGAAGUAGUGGCAUCCCAUAAUGCAUUGGAUCAGCAGCACCAGUAGCACAUAUCAUUUUUUCCGUGGUAUAUUUACAAAGUUUGGCUGUGCAUUAAAGACUGAAUGUGUGUGUGCAUGUGAAUAUACACUGUAUACUUGAGGCUAACUUUUACAGUAUUACUAUGUUGUGCUGUUUCUCAAACUGUAAAGUAUCUUAAAGUUCCUAAUUAAUAUCAAGCAGUAAACUUUAAAUAGUUGUAACUUGUACUGCAUGAUCCUACGAUCCAGACGGAGGUAGAACUCACGGUAGUCUUUGGAAGCGCCGCAGUCCUCUCAGAAACCAGUGACUCUGGCUUUCACACACCACCCUCCCGUUCUUGAAUCUGUUUUUCUUCAGACAGGAAACUCACUAAGGGCUUGUCCAUCACUCUUUUGCUGAAUGCUCUUCUGUCUUCUAGAGGAGUCUGCUUGCAGAGCGCUCACGGUAAAAGCUGUUUGAUGAGGCAGCAGCAGGUUCACACACUUACUCUGGUUUAGAUGUUUAGUUGCGGACAGUGAUCGAUGAACUGAUUCAUAAUGAAGCUGUACACCGAACGUUCAAUACGCACAUUCUGUUUGAUGUUUGUAAUAAUCGGAGCACUAACGUCCAGUAGUUUGAAGACCGUCUUGCAUCUGGUGAAACUCAGAGCUGACAGUAUUUGUGUUGAAGGUUUCAUGAGGUAUGGAUCUAAACCAAAGCUGCUUUUGGUGCCACUGGUUGCAGCAGGGCCAGCUCCUCUCUCAGGUCUCACUAGAGUCCCAUCACGUUCACCUUCCUGGGGUUUGUGGGUCAGUAACACAUUUCAGGCAAACAAAGAAAACUUAAAAAAAAAAAAAAAAAAAAAGAGUUUUUGCUUGUAAUCAAGCACA
This is a messenger RNA of Nematolebias whitei (Rio pearlfish), 2548 nucleotides long. It is a transcript of the gene hpca, whose product is annotated as hippocalcin. NCBI's taxonomy places the organism in Eukaryota, Metazoa, Chordata, Actinopteri, Cyprinodontiformes, Rivulidae. The record is from RefSeq and is a predicted model, not a curated record. The transcript is spliced from 5 exons. Gene Ontology annotation, molecular function: calcium ion binding. The coding region runs from base 333 to 914 and encodes 193 amino acids.